Molecule: messenger RNA, 3045 nt
Organism: Bacillus rossius redtenbacheri
Lineage: Eukaryota; Metazoa; Arthropoda; Insecta; Phasmatodea; Bacillidae
Product: zinc finger protein 543-like
Exons: 12
Coding region: 247-2157 (636 amino acids)
Biological process (GO): regulation of transcription by RNA polymerase II
Molecular function (GO): RNA polymerase II cis-regulatory region sequence-specific DNA binding; DNA-binding transcription factor activity
Source: RefSeq, a predicted model, not a curated record
UUUGUUCUAUGGGGCUAUACGUUCUAUCGAUAGAAAAAAAAUCGAAUAUUUCUGAUCAUCUAAUAUGUGCAGUAUAGUAAAUAGAAGUUUUGUGUAAAUAUAAGUUAAGAAAUGAAAUGAUUAUAGUUGUUUAGUUUUAGAUGUCAGUAUUAUAAUUAAUCGUUAUUUAUUAUACUUUUCCGGGACAUAAUUGUUUUUAUGUUACUUUUUAAGUUCUAAGAAUACUUUAUAUACUUUUGAGCGUGUAUGAGUUAUGAGAUGGGCGAAGAAUUGCUCGUGCCGGAUUGUGUGGGCGAUGGGACUCACAUCGUAAUUCAUCAAGUGCCUAAAUGGCAGCUGUCGGACGAGUCCUCCAACGCCCCUGCAGUGGUUGCUCCACACUUGAUUCAGUCUGGCGAUGUUGGUGAAAGUGGUGACAGAAGCUCUCAGUUGAACCUGUCACAACAAAAACAGCAAGAAGAAGAACUGCAGCAGUAUUGGUUAGAUGUCCUGAAUGAAUCACUCAAGAUGGAUCUUUUGUUUGUGAACAAAGAUGAUCCGCUGCAGCCGCAGCAGAGUGUUGCGGUGGUCGACGACAUGCCGCUGGGCCAGCUGGUGGACGCGGUGGUGACGUACUCCUGUCGCCUGUGCGUGUUCGUGGCCUCGGACGUGCCUCAGCUGUUGCAGCACUUCUCGACCACCCACUGCCUCGCCCUGCCACAGGUCGUGCAAGAUGCUGCUCCCAUUCCUCAGACGGAGAUUGCAACAGACCGCGAUCAGGGAGAUGAUGAACUGGAUAAUCUGGUGUUCAUCUGCGGCUUCUGCAAUUCCAACUUUACUUCGUUGGAUGACUGCAAACAACAUAUGUCUCAGGUGCACAAGGCAUUCUCGCCUCCCAGCGAGGGAGACGCGACCGGUGCGGAGCCCGCAGAGAGUUCUUGGCCUGCGGAAAAGCUCCUAAAAAUAGGAGGAAAAAAGAAGAAGCCUGCCACACCUGUCAAAGAAAAGAAGCUGAGGUGUAACGUGCCAAGCUGCUUUCGCAAGUUCACCACUGAAGAUAGACUCAGACUUCAUACCUCGUGUCAUGUGUCUCUGGACGGCAAAAGUCGAGAGUUUCAAUGCAGCAAGUGUGAUUUACGGCUGGAGCGCUGGAACCAGUGUGCCCUCCACCUGUGGCACGCCCACCAGCAGGACGUGGACCUGCUGAGCUGCCCCACCUGCGGCCAGUACAAGACUGCCACCCAGGUCAAGCUCACCCUCCACAUGAAAGUGCACAGUGACCUGAAGCCGUACGUGUGCCGCGUGUGCAACAAGGGCUUCAAGCAGUCCUCCCAGCUGCGCAACCACCACGUCACACAUGUCGACAAGAAGCUGCUCGACGCUGACAUGCCCAGAUGGUACACAUCACAACGUUGCCAGAUAUGCCAUAAAACUUACUCAGAUUCAAAAUGCUUGAAAAAACACAUGAAGUCAGUUCACAGUAAGCUGAGGCCAUAUGUGUGCCAGGUGUGCGGCCACGCAUCGGCGGGCAAGUCCAUGCUGCGCAUGCACAUGCGGCAGCACACGGGCGACAAGCCCUUCAAGUGCACGGAGGGGGGCUGCGACUUCCGCACCGGGGACCACAACUCGCUGCGGCGCCACGUGAUGCGCCACACGGGCGAGCGGCAGUACGCCUGCCCCCACUGCUCCUACUCGGCCAUCCAGGCCAGCGCCUACAAGUACCACCUGCGGACCCGCCACCCGGAGGCCUCCGAGCUGCACGCCUGCUCGCUGUGCCCGUACCGCAGCGUCAACGCAGAGAGCCUGGCCCACCACGAGGCCGACCACAAGCACGGGCUCGUGGCGUCCCGGCCGGCCAGGUCCUCGGAGGACGAAGGGGACUGUGAGGUGUUCCCGGGAAACGUGGCGGCGGCGCACCUCAUCUACCGCUGCUUCAACCCCGACUCGUCAGCUCGAGGGGCCACCAUGCGGGCGAGCCUCACGGGCAGCCAGACGUCGCCCGACGGCUCCACGCAGACCAUCACGGUGCGAAUCCCGGCGCCGGGCACCGACGACGACGACAGCAGCCGCUGCUUCCUGGAGGAGGAGGAGGGCCCGGUGGUGGUUGACACGGGUGGCAUCACGAUCCCAGCUGACCCCGCGGAAUCCACCUUCGUCUCCCCAGUUGCGGCUGUCUAGUCUUUCCCAGAAACAAUGCUCUGAUAACAGUAAUGAUGGACAGGAGUGCUAAAUUAAAUGUUAUAAAAUUAUUCUUACUUACUAAAUAGUGAUGAAAUGAACUGCAGUUUGCUCUAAGCACAUUCACGAUUUAUCUCUUCUAAUGCCACUUGAAUAAUAUGAAUGUCAAACAUAAUUUUUUCUUGUGGUGUUACCAAUACAUCAGUGGGUGUUCUGUCAUAUAUGGAAAUUUUUAUUUUAUUAGUUUUGUUUUCACGUCUCAAUGUCUGUAUCAUCGUAGAUUAAUAUAACAACAUUCAGCUGCUAUCUGUAACAUGUAUCACUAGAAACUAUAAAUAAAAUUGACCAAAAGCAGUGCAAAAAGUCUAUACUAAAACAUAACAGCUUUGAAAAAUUUUGGGGAAAAAAUUUAUAUUAGUUCUAAAAUUUGGUACCAAAUGUUCAUUUUUGCUUUUCAUUCCUUUAAAAUUUGUGUUCUCUAUCCUAUUGGUAAUUCUGAAGGGAAGUAUUGUUCAGAAAACAAUUCUAAAAUGCCCCCCCCUCCCUUGGCAUAUUUUCCAAUCAUUCUCUAAGAGGGUAUUUUUAUACUUCAAUGGUUUACAGUUAUAACGAAUGGUUGUGUACAUUUAAAAUACUGUGAAAUUAUUUGAACGUUUGUUUAGGUUAUGUUAGUGCGUUAAAAAUACUAUGGAAUAGCUAGGAUUGGGGAUGGGUCAAUCCCACAUUUCUUUGAUUCUGAUUCCACAAUUUCACGUUUGAUUCCGAUUCUAAUCCAAAUUUUACUUGCUGAAUGAAACUCUGGAAAUUCAAGCACAAGGUUAACCUAAAGAAUAACAGUUAUGAAGUCUUUAUGUACAUCAUUUUCUGAAAAUAUAAAUUUGAAAAGCC